GAAAUGUUCAAACAAAUUAAAAUGUAAAAUAAAUUAAGAUAUAUUAAAGUUGUUGUAUUGUUUAUAGUAUUUUAAGCAAUACUUUGUUUAAUCUUAGUCCAAGUAAAAUAAAAUUUUUUCAUUCUAAUUGCAAACUUGAAUAUUAUCAGUUGAUCUAGUGCGAUUGACGAUCUCAGACGAGUGAAUCUAAAAAUUAAAAAUGGCCAGUGAAGUGGAAGAAACUCUUAAACGUAUACAAUCUCAUCGUGGUGUCAUUGGUACUAUAGUGGUUAAUAAUGAAGGUACACCAAUAAAAUCAACGUUAGAUAAUGCUACUACUAUUCAAUACGCUGGGCUAAUUCAGCAAUUGAUUGAUAAAUCUAAAAGUGUUGUUAGAGAUUUGGACCCAUCAAAUGAUUUAAUGUUUUUACGAAUGCGUACCAAGAAGCACGAAAUUAUGGUAUCACCUGAUAAAGAUUUCAUCAUGAUUGUUAUUCAAAACCCAACUGAAACACAACCUUAAAGAUUGUUUAAAUUAUAAUUUGACACACUGCAUUUAAUAUGCUAUAAAAACUAAUAACAUUUCUCUGUAAAUAUGUAUUGAAUAUAAUAUAACUUAUUUUGUACAUAAUAAUACUUUUAUUAAAAAAAUACUCUUUAAUAUAAAAAAUCAUAUUAAUUUGA
Molecule: messenger RNA, 663 nt
Organism: Daktulosphaira vitifoliae (grape phylloxera)
Lineage: Eukaryota; Metazoa; Arthropoda; Insecta; Hemiptera; Phylloxeridae
Product: dynein light chain roadblock-type 2-like
Exons: 4
Coding region: 200-502 (100 amino acids)
Biological process (GO): microtubule-based movement
Cellular component (GO): cytoplasm; centrosome; cytoplasmic dynein complex
Molecular function (GO): dynein intermediate chain binding
Source: RefSeq, a predicted model, not a curated record